AUGACGCAGCGGAAGACACGAGUUUUGCCUGUGACAGCCAUACAGCCUCCUCACGUCGAUUCUGAGACCAGUCUGCUGGACUGGUGGUAUGACAAGAAAGACAGUCUUCCUCAAGACCAAGUCAGUCGUCUUCUGGAAGCAGCUCGUGUCCUGCAAACCUCCUCAGUACCCGUCGCCUUCCCUACCGAGACGGUUUAUGGGCUGGGUGCAGACGCUACUCGAUCCGAAGCAGUACGUGGUAUCUACGCUGCAAAGCAAAGACCGUCAGACAACCCAUUGAUUGUGCAUGUCGGAUCAUUAGGUCAACUCAGGGCUCUUCUACAGCCACCCUUAGCAGCAGAAGACGACCGCUGCUCCAACAUCAGCCAUGUCAACGGCACCAUUCCCACCACCUCGGACCAGAAUGACGACCCAAUCCCCCCAAUCUACCAACCCCUGAUCCGCAAACUCUGGCCUGGGCCCCUAACCCUUCUCUUCCCCCUCCCCAAAACCUCCCCCUUCGCACCUGAGGUUACCACAACCCUCUCAACCGUCGGCAUACGCAUGCCCUCUUCGCCUCUAGCGCGUCUCCUGAUAUCGCUGUCCAAUCGCCCCUUAGCCGCACCAUCCGCAAAUGCCUCCACUCGACCCAGUCCCACAACCGCAGCCCAUGUACUCCAUGAUCUCGACGGCCGGAUCGAGAUGAUCUUGGACGGCGGAAGCUGUGAAGUUGGGGUCGAGAGUACGGUCGUGGAUGGGCUGUGUUAUCCGCCGGCGGUGCUGAGGCCGGGGGGUGUGGGAUUUGAGGAGAUCCGAAGACUGGGAGGGGUUUGGACGGAUGUGGUGGUAGGAUAUCAGGACCGUGAUCAAUGGGCUAGUGUGAAUGGUGAUGGGAAGGUUGACGCUUACACGGAUGGAAGUGCAGUCCAGACUAACACCAAUGGAAUGCAUGGCCGUGGCCAUGUCCCACGAGCGCCAGGCAUGAAAUACAGACACUACGCGCCUCGCGCACGGGUCCAUCUCUUCGAAGACCCAACAUCUUCCGAGAACGAGGCCCGGUCGAGAAUCCUUUCUCUCUGCAACGAUCAUCUCGCCUCACCAUCUCAACCCGCUCACCCUGAUCUCAACAUCGGAGUGAUAACCACCCAAACAUGGCGCCCGGACCUCGGCCUCGGCCUUUCCCUUUCACCUCCCCCAAACCUCUCCAACUCCAACUCCAAUCCCAAAGACUCUGUCCCCACUCUCGCCGUAUCCACCUUCCACAUCGCAAACUCCUCCCCUUCCCCUUCAGCUACUCCCCCAAAUCAGACAUCCAACCCCAACCCAAACACCACUACCACCACCACAACCACCACCACUCCUCCCACCCCUCCUUCCAAGCACCACCAGAUGCACAGCCUCGCCCUCGGCCCCGCCAUCGAAGACGUAGCCCGAGGCCUGUUCUCCGCACUGCGCGAGCUCGACGCGAGGGGGUGCGACGUCAUUCUCAUCGAAGGGGUUGAGGAUGGGGAGGAAGAUGCCGAGGAGUCGGCGGGAGCCUCGGAAGGGCUUUGA
This is a messenger RNA of Endocarpon pusillum Z07020, 1533 nucleotides long. RefSeq lists its product as uncharacterized. Gene Ontology annotation, biological process: regulation of translational fidelity. Gene Ontology annotation, molecular function: double-stranded RNA binding; nucleotidyltransferase activity; tRNA binding. Bases 1 to 1533 code for a protein of 510 amino acids. The record is from RefSeq and is a predicted model, not a curated record. Lineage: Eukaryota; Fungi; Ascomycota; Eurotiomycetes; Verrucariales; Verrucariaceae. The transcript has a single exon. Gene Ontology annotation, cellular component: cytoplasm.